This is a messenger RNA of Mytilus trossulus (common blue mussel), 1047 nucleotides long. RefSeq lists its product as uncharacterized. The transcript is spliced from 2 exons. The record is from RefSeq and is a predicted model, not a curated record. Lineage: Eukaryota; Metazoa; Mollusca; Bivalvia; Mytilida; Mytilidae. Bases 166 to 945 code for a protein of 259 amino acids.
UUGUAUUUUAUUAGAAUGAUUCGCUGUUCGAGUGCAAGAACGAUAGUGAAUAAUUUGUAUGAGGUACCAGAAAUUAUUGUGAAUCAAAAUAAAUUGCUGGAGUAAAUAACAGUUUGAUGACGUUGUUGAAGAUUUGCAACAACAAAUGAACAAUGAAUUGUGGAAAUGAAAUCCAGAUCUACUUACCUACUCCUGCUAGCUGCUGUGUUGAUACUUCUCAUUCUCUACUUAAACAGUGUAAUGAAUAAAGAUCAAGACAAAGUUUUUGACAAAAAAGAAAUUGAAUUUAGUUUAGUUGCUAAAAACUCCAAACUUCCGUCAAACUUGUCUGUUUUCAAUGUUAAAAUGAACUUAACAGAAAAGAAAAAAUUGAUAGACAUUAUAUCUACAUUUGCUAUAUUUAUGGAUUCUUUGAAUCUAACAUACCUGUUAUAUGGAGGGAGUUUGUUGGGUGCCUAUAGGCAUGCAGGAAUUAUACCCUGGGAUGAUGAUAUUGAUGUCUGGAUUAAUAGCUCUCAAUCAGAACAGUUUAAACAGGAAUUCCAUAAAAUAAAGGAAUAUAAACUGCAUCAUCAACCAAAUUCUCAGUGGAAAAUGUUUUCUAUACAUGGUACAGACAUAAAAGAUGAAUCUUAUCAAUGGCCAUACAUUGAUAUACUAUUAUUUAAAGAAAAUGAAACACAUAUAUGGGAUUCGUUAGAACAAUACAAAGAUUUAUUUGUUUACAAAAAGUCUGAUGUUUUUCCAUUGAAAAAGUGCAAUUUUGAAAAUUUACUACUAAAUGUUCCAAUUAACACAGAAACAAUUGUGACAACCAAUUAUGAUCCAAACAUUUGUGUUACUGGAAAAUUCAAUCAUAAAAGUAACCAGCCAAUCAGACAACAACGACAGGUCAUACCAUGUAAACAUUUGUCUCAAUAUUAUAAAUUUGGAUCAAACUGUUAAGGAUUGAAUAAUGUAUUAAUAAAAGCUUUUAUACAUAUGUAUGACAUUUUGUUUGAUCUCCAUUUUUACUGAACAAGAACACAUUUUUAUAAAGGGACAAAC